AUGGACGACGCGCUGGAGCCCAUCAGAGGGUUGGUCCAUCGGGUCAAAGGGUCACUCUCUAGACACAGAGCUGAUGGCGAAUACUGCGGCUUACGCAUUGUCCGCGACCCCAAGAAUGCCGAUAUUGACAUUGUGGCCGUUCAUGGCCUGGGGAGCGAGGGCUUCAAGUCAUGGGUCACUGUUGAUCCCAGCCAGUCCAAGAGUCACAAGUCAUGGCUCCAGGAGCUUCUCGCCAAGGACGUCCCAAAUGCCCGCAUCAUGACCUACGGGUAUAUUUCUGAUGGCGGGAGUUUCCGUUAUGUUAUCCGAAAUGUCCUGUACGGUCGCGCUCUCGACAUGGUCAAAGAGCUCGGGGCCCAGAGAUGCAAGGACGGCACAGAGAAGAGACCGAUAUUCUUCAUUGCCCACAGUCUCGGGGGCUGGAUCGUCAAGCGCGCCCUCAUUAUAUCCAGCGAGGCUGCCGACGUGGAGCUCAAGGACAUCGAGCUGUCUACUUGCGGGAUUGCUUUUUUCGGGACACUCUCACCUGGAAAACCAUUGUCGCCAUCGCCACUCGCUCACGUCAUCCGCAGAACGACCUCUGGCCUGAAUGAGGACGCCAAGUACAGCAGAAGGUCUUUGUCCAUGAACUCAUUUGAGCUCAAUGAAAGCGACAGCGAGUGGCUAGAAAAACAACUCGAGGCGUUCAAGGCUAUAAUGACUAAUUUACCCCGUCUCUCAUUCCACGAGACCAAGAAGUCUGAGGAUAGCUUCGUUGUGAAAAAGACCGAUGCCAUCACGGGAUCCGACGGCGAUCAAAUUGGACUUAAUGCGACUCACUCUGACCUCAUUAAAUUCCAGGGGCGUGAUGCGAAUUAUGAAGCAUUCAUCAGCAGGUUCCGUGAAAUGAUAAACAAUGCCGGCAUAUCAGGGCUGUUGGAUGAAAAACACAAGGUCUUCAAUCUCGCUGUGGCUCCCCCGUUGAAUUUUCCAACAGAGGACUUCUCCAUCCCAACCAAGAUUCCUGGUGAACCAGGUAUAGUGAUAGGUCGGGAAGACUUGCUUGAGCAGCUUGAUACAAUUCUCAGGCCGAAAGAUGAGACAGAUAAGCUGCAACUCAGCAUCGCCACUCUCUGGGGCCCAGCCGGUACAGGCAAAACGACGCUUGCAAAACACUACGCAGAAACACACCGCAGCGAUAUAUCCUUCGUCAUCUGGGUGUGGGCCGAGAGCUGGGAAACUGUUGUGGCAAGCUAUCUCGAGUUUGCCGAGUCUCUUGUCUGCCACUACUCCAAAAAGGCGCCCAGAGCCCGUGUGGAGAACGAUCUCGGCUUAACUGGAAUUGGCGAAAUGCUCAAAGUGAAGAGCAUCUUGGAGCUUGAUACGCCGACCGUCAAAGCGGUUGUACGGGCAGUGAAGGACUGGCUGAUGCGCCCCGAGAAUCGCGAGUGGCUACUUAUCUUGGAUAAUGUCGACGCUACCUUCGACAUCUUCGAUUUCAUACCUCUCACGUUGUCUGGGAGAAUUAUUUUGACAUCAAGAGACAAAACUUGUUGCCCGUGGGGUACUGAGCUAGAGGUUCCCGUCAUGACCGAGGCAGAAGCUAUCGAGUUGGUCAAGUCCACACUUGGAAACGAAAUUGCCGAUAACCCUGAAGAACUUGAAGCAGCAAAGGAAGUCGUUAAGCAUCUUGGUUACCACCCCCAGAGUAUCGCCAUGUUAUCGUCAACAAUCCGACAUAGGGACAUAACCAUCAGCAAAUACCGCAAAAGGCUUGACACAAAGUUUCCUUUAAGCCUCCCUGGUUCAAAUAUCGACCAAUCCCCAGUCACUACAACCAUCUUGGGUAUCAGUGCCAUGUUGUCAAAUUCUGUGAUUCCCGUGGCUCUGUUCACCACCGACCUACUAAAGCAAGCGUCAACAAACCUUUCAGCUAACUUCCCUGAUAUCAAAUUGUUCCAAGAUCUCGACCAUCUUAAUGAUGUCUUUCAGCAUUUGCUAAACGAGAACUUCAUCCAGACGCCGUCGUCCCCAACUGACUCGCCAUCGCAGUCCUCCAGCUCAUCCAGCUUCGACUCGUUCAUCCUUGAGUCUGAAGCUCGUGAUCAUGUUCGUCGGUCACUAACCCAGGAGGGACAAGUCGAUCACGCCAGAAUCGCCUGCACUGUAUGUGUCGACGGUAUUCGUAGGAAGGAGUCAGAUUCCGAAACCUUACCCGAGAUCCAUGACUUUGGGCGCAUCAUGGCUCCACAUGCCAAAACAUGUUACGAUGACUGGGCCGCUGCGUUGGAGGUAUCCCCGGACAAUCAAGUGAUUGCAUGGGAGGUGCUGGGGAAUGUCUGCAUGACACAAGGAGCAACAGAGCAAGCCAUCGGAUGUUUCGAACUCUCGCUGAGAGAAAACAAGGCUUUGAGCCCCAUAGACAGGAUUCAAACCUCCCUGUCGCUAGCCACCCUACUGAACCAGAUGGGGGAGUUUCAGCGGAGUCAAGAUAUCCUGCUCGAUCUCGACCUUCUUUCCAUUGACAAGGCACUGGGGUUCCGUGUCGCCAUGGCAAGAGCCUCCACGUCUGCUGCACAGGGGGAGCUAGACGAUGCCGAAAGCCAAUACGAAACCCUCGAACACGAGCAAGAGCAAACACUAGGACCUACAGAUAUCUCAACAGUCAACACAGUCCAAAGGCUCGCCGUCACCCUCGAGCAGCUCGGCAAGUUCGAGGAAGCCCAAGCCCUAUACCGCCGCGUCUUUAUCUCCUACAAGAACCUCUUCGGGCACGCCCAUCCCAUCGCCCUCGAGGCCCUCGAGGACCUCGCCAACAUCUCCCGCGCCAACAACGCCAUCGACGACGCCGAGAGCCUCUACAAGCAGAGCGUGGAGAUCAAGACUCGCUCCCUCGGCCCCGACCACCCCUCCACCGCGCACGCGAUCCAGAAACUCGCCGUCAUCGACGACCUCCGCGGCCACUACGAGGAGGCGGCCAAAAAGUACCGCCGGGCCCUCGACAUCAUGUCCCGCUCGCUCAACCGCGCCCACCCGCUCUACACCACCACCCUCGAGAACAUGGCCCUCAGCUCCCGCUGGCACGGCCGCGCCCUCCAGGAGGAUAUCCCCUCCCCCUCGUCGUCGCGCACCAUCAAGCCCAAGUCAAAGGACGAGGACGUCAUGCACGAGACACGCCGGCGCACGGCCUUUGAGGAGGCCGAGCGGCUGUACCUUGAGGUCGUCAACAUCAAGCGCGCCGCCAGGGACGUGUACUCGGAGAGGGAGGUGCUGGCCACGGCGUCGAAGUUGCAGGAGAUGUACGAGAACGAGGAGUUCUUCCAGGAGGGUCGGGGGGUCAAGGUCGAUGAUCUGAUGCUCCUGUUCCGGGAUGGACGGCGGAGGGGCACAGUGUAG
Molecule: messenger RNA, 3375 nt
Organism: Clonostachys rhizophaga
Lineage: Eukaryota; Fungi; Ascomycota; Sordariomycetes; Hypocreales; Bionectriaceae
Source: the annotation of a GenBank genome assembly